AUGGUGAACGACAUAACAAAGUUUCAAAAAGUUGACCCUGAGACUAUAAAGACCAUGGUAAAUUUUUCUGAGAAAAAAUAUGAGGAAAUGGUCAUGGGUGAACGUGAGGCAAUUCCGUUUGCAAAGAUACAGAAUAACAUCAAACCACAUGUGAUCAUCGGCCAUAAUUCAAAUGGAUUUGAUAUGCUAUUCAUCAUGCGAAGGUUGGAAUGGCUUGGUAGUACAAUGAUGGAAGAAUUUUAUAGGAUAGCGACUGAUGCGAUAGAAUAUACUUAUAUCAAGUUUGACGGAACACUGUUCUGGUACUCAAUGACAAUAUUUCAACGUGAGUUCCCCGGGCGUCAGAGUAGUUUAAAUUACAUGCUUGAUACUCUAGAGAUCCCUUCUAAGAUCGGGUUGAGUUACAGACAUAUAGAUGAGAUUGUACUGCUUGCUAUUGAAACGGCCAAGAUUCAAGAUGAAAUGACCAAAUUAAAUGUUGAUUCGAUGGAUUACCAUAACAAGAUCGAAGAACUUAAUUCAAGACAAAAUAAAGUUAUUAAUAAUUUACAUGGAGAAGAGGGGUUGAAAAGCUUUGUACAGAUAUCCUUGAAUACUGUUUCUACGAUUCAUGCUAAGGAGUAUAAUAAAGAACAUAAUGACAAGUCGGUAUUGUACAGUAUCAAAGAUAAGAAGAAAUUUCAAGGUGCGGAGGUGAUCGACCCAGAGACCGGGUAUGAAAAGCCCAAUGAGAAACAUCAAGUAGUACAUCUCAUAGACAAUAAUGUAGGAACAAAUCAGGAUAUAUACUUUAUCCAUGAGGAUACCCAAGAAAGCAUCAUACGAAAUAUUCUCAAGGAUCUGAUAAAAAAGAGAAAAGAAGCCAAGAAAGAGCGUGACAAGUAUAUUGGAAUCAAUGAUGUGAUGUAUAAUAUACUAGAGCAGAAGCAACUUGCGUAUAAAGCAUCGGCAAAUGCAUUAUACGGAGGCCUAGGUUCACCGUAUCUCGAAUCGUAUCACACCGGGGAAUAUAGAGAUGACCAGAACAUGAUCUGUGACGAAACCAGUGAGGUAAUCUAUGGAGACACAGAUUCUUGCCUAGCACGAUUACCAAAGCGUAUCUUAUGUUGUAUACUUGAAAAAUACUACGGCCAUUUGAAAUAUAUCGAGUUAAAUAAUGGUUUGGUAAAGGAAUAUGAAGAACUUAUAUUCAAGAUGUAUGAUGAGCUUACCAAAGAGGGAAGCAUAUUUGGUAAAAAAAAACGCUAUGCGGGUUAUAAAUUUGAAUUACAAAGCAAUAGAGACCCUCCAGAUUACUUUUUUUCAGAAAUAUUUUCUGGUACUAAAAAUUAUAUUUCAAGAAAUGCAAAGCUCUUUAACAAACGGCUCAUAUUUGAUGAGAUAGUAAACAUAUUUCUAACCGAAAGUGAUGAGUUUAAAAAGUAUGCGGUUAUGAACCGGUUUUCCAAUAUUCAUGUUAGGGGCCUGCCUAUAGUUCGACGUGAUGCAAAUAACUCCUCUAAG
Racocetra persica is the source of this 1503-nucleotide messenger RNA. The record is from the annotation of a GenBank genome assembly. NCBI's taxonomy places the organism in Eukaryota, Fungi, Glomeromycota, Glomeromycetes, Diversisporales, Gigasporaceae.